GAGAAGAGAGCGAGUUCUUGUUCUGGCUGAGAAGCGUUUUUUUUUUGUUUUGAAGGUGCAGUGACGACGUCUAGAGCAUGGCGAAUACUCGAGGUGGUGGUUGAGAUUGGCCUAGGCUUCCGUGCAGACGUGCCACCGAACCAGCCAGCAAAUGGGUGAGUGAGGAGAGCGAGUAACUCGCGAUUGUGUAACAUCUAAGGCCACGCUAUUUCGGUUUCACUGGUGUGUGCGGUCUGUGUUUGGAUCAGGAAUUUAAAAACUAGGAGGCUUAGUUAUAGAACGAAAAAUAGUUGACGUUUUUCACCUGCCCUAUUCGCACAGCUAGACUGUGUUUCCGCGGGGUCGAAUUUGUGGCCAGUUCCAGUCCGUUGAUUUGUGGUUUUUCGUUGCCGUCCGAAGGAAAAUAUUAGUUGUGCAUUCGAAACUUACGUCUCUCUCGCUUACUCUGGAGCACACGGCAGGCAGACAUAUCACAGCCCAGCUGAAUAACCGACCGCAGGCCAGAAAAGGAGAGCAGAUGCGUGCGUGUCUUCUGGGUGUUCUCCAAGACGCAACUGGCCAAGCGAAUCAACGAAACUGCCAUCGACAUCGGCAAACGGCAAAGGUGCUACUUGUAGAGCUUAUUUAUAUUUGCUGAUAAAAAUGCAAUUUAAAUGAAUCGUUUGGACACGAUCCAAACGAUUGCUGUUGUCGGAAGUGAAGACGAGAAGCGAUUUCAAAGGGCCAUUAACAACAACGUGUAGCGGCGGCAGUGGCAGGUGCUAUCAACAGUGUAAGAGAGAUGACGUGUGCAUAAAUUUUAAACCUUCGUUUAGAUCGUGUUUCGGAUGUUGUGUUUCUGUGUUUAUCACUCUGUGUAGAUGUGCAUAUCCAUAUAUCACUGUCUGUUUGAACGUUGUUAUUGUUAUUUUUAUUUGUAUCGAAAACGGAAGCACAGCUGAACGUUUGAAUUUUAUCGAGCUCGUAGAAUAGAGGAUCAUUUUAUCCUAAACGAACACCAACGUAUCGUGAUUUUGAAAGCAAUAUAGUUAAUAGUUUGAGAUUUAGUAACGUCAGUUUUCGUGACACGACAGCGACAAAAUGGGUGCGGCCAGUACCGGUGCGGAAUCGUUGGAGUGUUGCAACAACCAAGAAGAAGGAUCCGUCCGCAAUAAUCUGAAUCAAAAUCACCAACCGAACAGAGCACAGCAUCAACCAGCACCCCCAGUAGCUCCGGUACCGCUGGCAUCUUCCGAAAACAAUCCACCACUGCCAUUGGUAUUGAUCUCAAGUUUGAACCACCAACCCCCACCCACCACUUUGUUGCAAUCACCGCCGUUGCAACCACUGCACCUAAACAAUAUCAACCAACAGCAACAAGCCCAACGCAACAACCACCUUCACUACACGCUCGACAUCGAGAACAACAAUCAAAGCAACCAUUUGUAUGUAAAUCCCCAAGGAAACUUCAACUAUGAUUACUACUUGCAAACCUUCUUUGAUGAGCACGACUACUACAACCAACUCAACAACAACCACGCUCACAAUUAUGCCGGAACUGUGUCGAUCUACUCGGAAGCCGAAACACCCAUGACGGUGGCAGCCUCCAACCUGUCCGCAUCCUGCCAGUGCCUAUUCCUUCGCUACUGCAAGCAUAAAAAGCGUGCAUCGUCCUCGUGCUGUCAACGGCCCCAGCCGAAGCUCGACGGUUCGAAGCAGAAGAAAUCCGCCCCAUCCAAGGAACCGGAGAAGAAACCAAAACCUUCCGGUGCUGCUGCCCCUCGUGGUCGGGGCGCCACCGGUCGUGGGAUGGAUACCAACGAUGCCGAUCCGUUGAUGCGCCGCCCUAGGCGCCGAAAGGAGAACAGUGAGCAAGAUUUGGCCUCCAAGCAGCAGCAGCAGCAACAACAACAACCUCAGCAGCAGGGCAGCACCGCAUUCGAUCAAAAGCAACAGCAAGCGAAUUUCGUUCCACUGGACAGGUUUCAACGCUGCAACCCACUGUGUGCUGAACGCGUGAGCAUUACAAAUUGCCACCAGCUUCCGCCUUAGCCAGCUCCCGCCUGAGUACCAGCCGAGAAUUACAAAGCAGGAAAAAAACAGUACAAAUUGCAUCCCAUUGUCUGUGUUUUGUUGUGCACUAAUCACCGCCAAUAAAGUGUAAGGAAGGGACGGAAAAAAAAUGAUGACGACAACGCGCCUUGACAAUGCUUCUUUUAAUUUGAUCGCUGAGUUUGAAGACGGUUUAGUCCCU
Molecule: messenger RNA, 2233 nt
Organism: Armigeres subalbatus
Lineage: Eukaryota; Metazoa; Arthropoda; Insecta; Diptera; Culicidae
Product: probable serine/threonine-protein kinase MARK-A
Exons: 2
Coding region: 1081-2031 (316 amino acids)
Source: RefSeq, a predicted model, not a curated record